GCUUGUUUUCUCAAGAUGGAAGGGUAUCUAGCACGACCUCUAACGGUCCGUCUGCAAACUGAGGAGGAUAUCUCAACUCGUGACGUGAUAAUGGCACUCCAGACUGUAGUAGAAGAAGAAAACAUCAAAUGCGUGACUCAGACUCUCCGCCAUGGCGUUUGGCAAAUCUCCUUUGGGAAUCAAACCGCAAAAGACACUGUUUUGAGAGCUGGCCUUGACAUCAAGGAACGACAUUAUGAAUGCGUAGAGCUGUCAGGUUCACGACCACAACAUGCACACCCUGCAGGACCACCACCUGCACUGGUGACAUGUAAGAUGCCAUACGAGAUGCCAGAUGCAACAAUUAAAAGUGUAUUGUCAAAACAUGGCCAUGUGUCACGUGUACACCGUAGAUGCUACUCUUUCGCCCCCACGAUUGAAACAGGAGUUCGAGUAUUCACUGUUGUUAACCCCAAGGGAACCUUUCCUAUCUCAUUGCAAGUUGGCCAUUAUCUAAUCAGAUUUUAUGUCAGAUAUGCAGGUGAACCAACACGGUGUUAUCGAUGUGACGAAGCUGAUCACCACGUGAAAGACUGUCCAAAACCGUCAUCCUUCCGACGCUGUUAUCAUUGCAAUGGUACGGAUCAUGUGUAUAGAAACUGUAAAAAAUACAGUACGGCUAGCACAAGAGCUACAGAACAGAACAGACCAGAACAGUCUGACACAUCUGUGAAAGAGACUACACCACCACUACCUUGUGGUUAUGAGGGCAACUUAUCAGAUGACAAGGAUGACAUCCAACUGAGUGAAUGGGAGACAAAUAAGACAACAAGCUGGUGUGAAGCAGAAUCAAAUCAAGGAACGGCAAGUGAAAGUGACAUGAAAGAGGGCUCUCAGAGUGAUGCAAACGAUAAAAGAACACGCAAAAGAGGAAGGAAUGAAAAAGAAACACUCUCACCAACACCUGACACGAAUACACAGCUAAAACAAAGAAAGAAGAAAAAGAAAAAAGCACGAGAGAAAUCAGCUACUGAACACCCGCAUGUGGAAAACCAGGACGCAUGUGGGACGUUGCCAGCUCCAGUCUAGACUCGACUGGAAAUGUUUUGUGUUUUUUUUCCUCUCUUUCCCUCUCUCGCUCUAAUGACUCUACAAAUUGCUACUCUCAAUGCUCAAGGAAUGACUAACAGGAUGAAACGACAACAAAUUGCAGACUGGAUGAUCAGA
This is a messenger RNA of Corticium candelabrum, 1206 nucleotides long. RefSeq lists its product as uncharacterized. Bases 16 to 1068 code for a protein of 350 amino acids. Gene Ontology annotation, molecular function: zinc ion binding; nucleic acid binding. The transcript has a single exon. NCBI's taxonomy places the organism in Eukaryota, Metazoa, Porifera, Homoscleromorpha, Homosclerophorida, Plakinidae. The record is from RefSeq and is a predicted model, not a curated record.